Messenger RNA from Nomia melanderi (Alkali bee), 11069 nucleotides. Lineage: Eukaryota; Metazoa; Arthropoda; Insecta; Hymenoptera; Halictidae. The record is from RefSeq and is a predicted model, not a curated record.
CCUUCCUUACCGCCAACGGGGACACGGCUCCGCUGUCUCCCUCUCGCCGAUUCAAUAGAGACCGCGGAUGAGAAAUGCUUAAGUGAACGGACAAUUUUUGUCGAUAAAGUGGUACACGCCGAAUCACACGACAGCGGCGCGCGAAAAAGGUAGAAUCAACGAGGGCAGGUCAAAAAGUUUGCGGAACGAAGGUGACGAAGAGGAUCGUGAACAAUUUUCACGCGUAUCUCUGCCUUCAUUGUACCCUUAUCGGUAUAUUUAUCGGUACAAUUAAGUUGCUAGGUCUUGAUCGAACGGCUUACAGUUAUUGUCAAAUAAUCAAUUGAAUUUCGCGGCUGUAAGUUCUCUACAGGACAAAGAAAAGUUCCUUGAAGCGUUCAAGAAGAAACGCCAGCGAUUCCUGGUGUCUAUUGGCCCGGAGAAAUCAUGGCUCACAAGUGGCGCUAGUUUCUCCCAGCAAGGCAGAGAUUCUUGUCGAAGCAACCUCGGUGAAAAUUGUGAAAAAACUGGAGCAAUUAGUAUUGGAAGAUGCUCGUUCCAAGAAGAAACGAGCAGUGGAAAUGAGCGGCCGCCAGAUCAGUGAAGUUCGACGUGGGUUUGAUAGAAACGGGGGAAGGUUCUCGGAUUUUUUCAUUCGAGCGAUAAAUAUCUGGUCGAAUUGGUCGAUCGAUGUCGCAGUAAGACGCGAUGGACAUUUUGUCGUGGAAGAAGAGCCUUCGGAAGAGAAGUGUCGCUUUCUUGAAGAUGCUGAAGAGAGUCGGUCGUGCAUUCGGUUCUCGUGAUCAGAAGUUUCCCGUGUUGCUCGUCGGCGAACAAGUUAAAGAUGCACCCGAGGAGACGUCGAUUUCCCUCGAAAGUACGUGGAACGUUCUCGAGGAUCAUUCCGCAUCAGAAUUCAGUGGGGGAACCGCGUUCGAAUCACGUGCCGAAAAAGCAGAAGAAAUUUUCCGGGGAGGAAUUCCGCUGUGAACGUUCCCGCUCGUUAGUACGGUAAUCUCGAAGGAAACAGUGACGAAUGGAAGGCGCGAAGCUGUCCGCGGUUUUUACUGUUCGGAGAACAUUGUUUUUCUUCUUAAUGGAAUCGCACGGAAUUCCGAGAGGGUGAGUUCUCGGAAACCGGACGAUGCUGGGACACGGAAUUCACAGGCGCGGAAUGAGCGCGGAUCGUGCCAGGAUGUAGGGACGACAGGGUUCCACUUGCACCGGUUAAAAUGAAUCGCAGGGAGGACCCGCUGUUGCGGCAGCAUCGUAACCGCCUGCUGCAAUUAGCCGAGGCGACGAACAUCAAGCCCGGCCGCGGAAACGGGAAGAGACGAGGCCAGAGGCAGUCGCACGGCUUUGGACCCAGUAAUGGCGGACCGAGCGCCGGGGGCCGCGUGACCCUGCAGGAUAUCGUCCGAAGCGAUCCUGGAUACACGCCAAACAUCGAGCAUUUAGUUUUUCCGGAGCGCAAGAGUAGUAAUCCGAAUUUGACGAAAACGGCCGACGAGUCACCGCCGAAUAAAACGAAGUCGAACGCUUCGAGCUCGGGCAGGUCCAGGCUCGCCGAGGUGUUCUCCAGACACUACUCCAGGGGAUCAUCGCAGGACUCCAGCGUCACUUCCAGGAAGAACCAUUUGAACAGCACAUCGUUGGACAGCGGAGGCGGUGGGCCCCAUCAGGCUGGAGGAACCGGUGGUGGCGCAGUGGUGACGAGGAGCGGCGGCGGCCGCCGCUGGCUGUCCCAGAGCUCGCAAUCUUCGAGCAGGCAACAUUCGGCCGAGGACGGGGUACGUGGGGGCAACGUGGGCGUCAUAGGGCCCGUUUCGUCCUCGUCCUCGAGCCAGGCCCCUGCUCCCGCGUUGCCGCCACGUAGAGUCAGUCCGGCCGCGGAUUCAACCGACAUCUCGAAUACGGCCACCGGCUCCCGCGGCGACAGAGGCGCAAACGUCUCAAUUCUGCAUUUACGCAGCACUUCGGAUCCAUGGGAAGUGGGCUCGCAAGGGUCCACGUACAGCGUCGGCAGCAAUAAAAGCCAAAGCAGUGUCAGAGGAAAAUCAAGCGGAAACGCGGCACGGGGCUCGUACACGCGUGGUACGUCGAUACCGUCGUUAAAACGUCACGACACGACCGCAUCGAUAUCAUCCAGCUCGAGUUUAAAACAGCAUCGGCAGGACAGCCAUGGACAGGUGACGAGCUCUCGUCGUCGCGAGUCCUCGAAUUCGUUCUUGUCCGGCAACAGCGGCACGUCCGGCGAGCUUUUCAUCAGCGGCGACUGCGGCCGGGAAUUGUCGCCGGUCAGAUGGUGCGACAGAGAAGUAGACGGCGUCUAUCUGGGUCGGUCCGGCUGGGUGCAGGUGCAGCAAAGGUCAUUGGACGAGAACCGAAGAAUAAACUACGAGAGCAGCCUGGUCACAGCAACGACGGGCACCUUGCCCCUGCCGCGUCGAGUCACCGUCAAGUUGGCCAACUACCACUGCAACAGCGAACCAGGAAAAUGCCCCCAAGAGUUCUCGAGGCUGGACAAUCAUCGACCGGACUACUUGGCGUUGCACGGUCAAGACUUCGAGUCGGUCGGGAGCAGCGCUUGCACGUCGCCGCACAGCAUCCCGGAAUCUUACUCGCCGCCAUCGAUCACGCCGAUCAUAUCGCCGCCACCGGCGUUCCAGGAUGUGGUCGGCAAGAAAUCCGCGAGACACUCCGGCCGCGGCCACUACGGUAAGGCGCCGUUUUUGCCACGCUCGAACGCCAUAGUUGACAGCGACAUCAUCAGCCCGCCGCCAUCGCCUCCGCAUCAAGUGAACUGGAGCUCGUUACCGUCUUCCACGCGGAAAUCUUCGAACGUGACUUCCAGACUUCGAAGACAGAACACUAGCACCCAACAGCAGCAGCUUCAACAGCAACAACAACAGCAGCAGCAACAACAACAACAGCAGCAGCAGCAGCAGCAGCAACAGCAGCAGCAGCAACAACAGCAACAGCAGCAACAGCAGUAUCGAAUGGCGCAGGCUAAAUCGUUGGAGGACCCUUCAUCCUCGAGAAGGACGCAGUUCGUUCAACGAUACAUGGAAUCUUCCAGUUCUUCUUCGUCCUCUUUGGGUUUCAGGAGUCUCGACAGCUGCGUGCAAAGAUCCACCAUGCCCAGGUUAUCCGAGAACACGGAUUCCUCGGUGGAAGGAUACGACGACGGCGACGAUGAAGACGAUAAUCCCAGCUCGUCGUUGAACCUCAGCCUUGUCUCGUCGUCGAUCAUCGCGCUAAACUCGUCGAACGAGUCGAUCCGCGCCAACGGCGAGAGGAUCUCGCCCAAUCGGCAGGCCCGUCAUCACAGGAGUCAACAGGGACUGAGGAGAUCGCCGGGAUCCGCGGAGUCCGGAAAACAGUUGUCAUUCAAUUCGCCGUCUUCGUCGUCUUCGUCGUCGAGCAGCGCGGAGAGGCAGGGCAGAUCGCCGACGCCGAAUCCUUUCCGGCGCAGUAACGCUGCGAGGCAGCACCAAAGCGCCAGGACAGCGCAAGUGUCCCCAGAAUCCCACCAAUCGAGGGUAAGGAGAUCCAGGAGUCUUCAAUUACCCGAGAAGAGGUCCCCGGGCGCGGCAGCGCCGAAUAGAGAUCACUCGAGGGAGACUAACGAGCCCCACAGAGUCGUUGUUAAGAUUUCCAAUGAUCGAGGAGGCGACAGGAAGCGUCACACUCUCCAAAACCGAAAAGCGCAGUCGACCGAGGACGCGCUGAACGAAGAGCUCCUCCGUGAGACGGAGACGAUAACCGAGUUCCUAUACGGGACGAGAAGCCGCGUGGUGUCCAGGAGUCUCCUUUCGAAUCGUUUCGAGCGUCGCGAUGAGAAUCAGGAGCAAAGACGAACCAAUCCGGGCACUUACGACGUCUACUUUAUAUCCUCUAAGCAGCAGCAAUCUUCAAAGUCCUCCAAUUCCUCGAUGCAACAGUCCCAACAGCAGCAGCAGCAGCAGCACCAACAAUCGCAGCAACAGCCACAGCAACAGCAGCAACAGCAGCAGCAACAGCAACAGCAACAAACACGUCGCCCAAAGACACUACAAAGAGGAGCAACAACCCCGAACGCGAACGCGUCGUCGACCAGUCAAGACUUCUGUGUCAGCCCGGACACGAAAUUACGUUGCAACAGCAGCACCUGCGAUUUCUGGCCGCACUGUUCGCAGAGGGACAGCCUGUACUCACCGAAUCAGGUGCCGGUAUUCAUGAAGCUGUCCCAAAGCUAUCCGGCUCAUCAGAGGCUCCCCGCGGACGCUGGCAGCCACACGGGUAGAGGCAGCGCCAGCUCGUCCCCGGCGUCGUUAGAGAGGAUGGACGACCGAGAGUACCGGGAACGGGAGAACGCGCGGAAGAACAGAGCUGCCGCCGGACGCGAUCAGAACAAUCCGAAAUAUCAGGAGAGGCAACCGAAGAGCGUGCUUAAGCAACCGAACCGUUGGUCGCCCCUAGAGGGUUCCAACGGAAACGCGUCGUCGUCCGUUGAGAAGAGGGAGCAGCAUCAUCGAUUUUACAGGAAGCCCGAAUUUGCCGGCAGCUUCGAGGGCUGCGACAACAAGGAUAGAAAAGUGUCCCCGGUGUCUCAGGGGAAAGCUGGUAUCGCUAACAGAUCACCCAGCGGUCAGGUAGCUUCUUCGUCGACCACCUCGUCCUCGUCCAGCAGUGAUAUUUGGGUCACUACGUCCGAUCGAACUGUUACCAAGAGUCCCAGGAACGCGAAAAGCUCCGGCGCGUCCACCCCCAUGGAGGAUGCGGUAAUCGGCUCCCUGAAGACCUUGAUGGAACCGCCCAAGGAUGGAAUGCUGUCUAGGCCCGGCAGUGCUCCCACCAGAGCGGAUGAUUCUAUGCCCACGGAGACCUGCCUGGAUCCUCAUCAGCGGUCCUUAUCUCUGCCGAAAUCGUUCCUGACGCAUAACACCGACGGUAAUAACAAGGGAGGUUCAUGGCAUCGCGGACAGAGCUCCCAAAGGUCGAGCCCUAGCCCCAGUCGCCGUCACCACGUACAGGAAGUAGCCGCGCCUCACACGGCUCCUGUUUCCCCGUUGCAUGAUCAGCGCUCGGCCGCGUACUCCGGCAAGGAGAGAAGACGAAUUCCAGGUCUGAGCAAGGCGCAGAGGCGUAUCAAAGCGUCCAGCACGCCGGCGCUCCUGGAUCGCGACGUGGAAAGUCGGCAGUGGUCGGGGGACGAGGAGGACGAGGGUACAACCGGUCACGUAACAACCGAGCAUCCUCUGGCGGAGGCGACAAUCCCCUUGGUCUCCCAUUCGCGUCUCCAAGAACAGCCCUCCAACCUGAGUGGCAAUAUCGUGACCGCUUCCGGCGUCCAGAAUCCCUCCCGGUCGAGCACGCAGAGCCAGCAAGAAAGCGUUCUGCAGAAAUUCAGGAAGAGCUUCUCCUUGAGAUUCCACAAAAAGGGCAGCAAGGAGAGCAACGAGAGCGAGUGUCCGCCGGACGAUAACGACGGUUCCGGGCCCCUGGACGAGGAGGAGGAACGGGAACAGACGAUUGUCGCCGAUCAAACGCCUCAGCACAAGGAGGACACCAGCAACGACCAAAAAUUCCGAUUCGGCCCUCUCGUUUGGAGGAGCAGCAAGGAAAGGAAAAAGGGCAGCAAGGCAGCUAGAAAUGCGAAAUGCAACAGCGGGGACAGCGGGAUACAGAUCGAGAUGGUAUCUGGUGGAGCAUUGACUGGGGGCAGUGGUGGUGGAAUGAUGGGGGGCGGUGAUAGCUCUGAGUCCCACGACACGGACGUCCAAGACGAGACCGACAGCCCUCCAGCCCUUCGUAGGCGAGUCGCCGACAAAUCACGGCCCCAGUCCGAGCUCAUCAACCAGAUACUGAUCGACAAGUUUAAGGCGGAUCUGCAGAGUCGAACGUCGUCGAGGCACCAGCAUGUACGUCGGACGAACAGCGAUUUAGGAGGUCAGAGGUUACUCCAGUGGGACACGAGGUCUGUCUACAGCCACGCGCACAAUUACCGCAGGAUGCUCUCGACUCCAUCGCCUAUUAAGACGAGGCCGCCCAGGCUGAGCCCGAGACACUCCUCCCAUGACAUCGUUACGCUGAGAAGUAACGCGAAAGGGAGGAGUACUCGGACAAAUCUAAGGCGUUCGCUCAGCCAACCACUGGGUAUCAAUCAACUAUCACCCUUGAUGCGCACCAAAACUGCAGGUGCGAGGUUGCCCGGUGGAAAUGUCCUGUCGGAGGACGAACAGGAUGGAAGGGGAGGAACCUCGGACGACGAGAUGAUGUCCGACUCGGAGUCCUCCAUCGCUUCCUUGUCGGACAGAAAGAAGUCGUUCGAGCAGACGAUGGACGAGGAGGUCGUGAUCCUUGCUGAAGCUGUUUGGGACCACGUAGCGAUGGAACCAGAGGAGCUAGCUUUUCGUGCUGGCGACGUGAUCGAAGUUUUGGACAACCUGGAUAAAGAUUGGUGGUGGGGUAACUGUAGGGGCGAGCAUGGUUGGUUUCCGGCUGCAUUUGUUAGGUUACGUGUAAGUCAAGAAGACACGGUCGAGGAUUGCUUGGCGGCAAUGGCAUCUGGCGGCACCUCUAAUUCUCAACUGAGGAGACGUACAAGCAUUUCGUUGCUGUCAAACGAGCAGGUCAGAGCGAGCGUGGUUCGCGAGUUGGUCCAGACUGAACGAGACUUCGUGAAAAUUCUGAGGGACGUGGCGGAAGGCUACAUUGCUGAGUGCCGACGACGAACGGACAUGUUCAACGAGGGACAAAUAGAAACUAUAUUCAUCAAUCUCGAGGAACUGCUUGACUUCCAAUCCGAGUUCUUGAAGGAUCUCGAAUCUCGAAUAGACUGGAAUGCUCCGUACAAAAGCUGCGUCGGGGAAUGUUUCUUGAAUCAUAGGGCGGGUUUUCGUAUGUACUCGGAAUACUGCAACAGUCAUCCGAUGGCUACCGUUACGCUGCAGGAACUGUACCAACAUAAUCGUUAUAGCAAAUUCUUCGAAGCUUGUAGACUAAUGAGGGGUUUGAUCGAGAUUCCUCUGGAUGGAUAUUUGUUGACGCCUGUGCAACGGAUUUGUAAAUAUCCACUGCAAUUGGCAGAAUUGUUGAAAUACACAAAAGCCGAUCACCCGGAUUAUCAUAAAAUCCAGGAAGCCCUCGAAGCGAUGCGAGGAGUUGCAGUUUUGAUUAAUGAAAGGAAAAGACGAAUGGAGAGCCUCGAGAAAUUAGCUGCGUGGCAAUUAAGGGUCGAAGGUUGGGAGGGCGAAGAUCUCAUAGAAGUUUCGUCUCAAUUAAUUCAUCAAGGCGAAGCAAUGAGGGUAACCACUGGCAUGUGGACAAACAGCAUCACCUUGUUCCUGUUUGAUCAUCAGUUAGUUUAUUGUAAAAAGGAUAUUCUAAAACGAAACACUUAUGUCUUUAAAGGCCGUAUUUACCUUGAUACGAGCGAGGUGAUUGAUGUUCCCGAUGGGAAAGAUCACCAAUCGGGAGUGACAGUAAGGCAUUGUUUAAAGAUAUACAGUUGCGUUCGUGAUAAAUGGUUACUCUUCUGUUGCCGCACGGCAGAAGAAAAGCGUCGGUGGUUGGCAGCCAUGGCAGAGGAACGGAGAUUAGUCGCUCAGGAUAGAAACGAUGGAUUGGAAUUCCCAGCUGCGGCCAGGCAAUUGGCCAGGCUCGUGGCAACGAGACAACAGAAUAGACCGCCAAUCAAACCUCGCAACAAAACGUACAAAAGAGAAUCAGCUUACGAGAUGCCUAGUAUGGUUGGACAAGGCGCAACAAACUCGUUAGGACGUAAGGUUGGCACUUGGUUUAUGUUUGGUAGCAGCAAAAAGAGUACACGACCUCAGCCGUCCUGAGACAGGCCUACCUUCGUACCAUACAUUGACCUAUGAAUCUCUGACGAGAAGCGCUUAAUCGUUACCCCGCGACCUAGACUUGAAUGCACGUUAAUAAAUAUUUAAGAAGCUGUAUAAAAGUUUCAUUGAAGUGAAUUAGCUUCACUUCCUUCCUCCAUGGAAAUUAGACAUUGUACUUGCCCUCACUCACUAGGAACGCAAACGAUCGUAAGCGCUCGUCACAUGUAUGGAACGAAGGUAAUUAACAUAUAUGAUCGUUAAAUUUCACUGUAUAAAUGUAUUAACAAUUCAAUAGCAUUGAUACAUCCUGUCACUAGAGUAGUCGGAACACUACAAUUCUCAUAUGUCCAAUUUUAGUACUAUUAUUUAAUUUAAAAGUAUACGGUUCGAUAAAUGAGAUCGUAAGUCUGUAUUGCCAACGAUAUUUAUUUCACUGCCUCAUGGAAAGAUUCUUCAUUGAACGCUUUGUCAUUUUACAUUCACAAAGAUCACUGCACGGAGUGACAAGGUAUUUAGGCUUUCCUAGUGAAUAAUAAACGUUGUUUGUUCUAAGUAAUAAUUCAAAAAGAAAUACUGUCAAAUUAAAUUAAUUAAGUUCAUAUAAAGGUGAAUAUACACACAACGUUUAAGCAAAUGUUUCUGGACAAAAAUAUAAGAGAGAAGAAUGUAUUAAGAAACUAUACCAAACAAUGGAAAUGAAACAAUUCUUAACGUGAUCAUGUUAGUAAGUAUCAGAACUGACAGAAAUGCAGUAUAAACUAGAGAAUUAAAUGCAGUUAUUGUUAGAGGUAGAUAGCACAUGUAUUAAGAAACUAGCGAGCUUUUGAGGUACUAAAAAGAAAGUACUAGUCACUAUUAUCACACGAUCGUAUAGAGAAACAGUGAUAAAACUUUAUUGUUACUUGACUGCUUGAAUGAGUGUUGUAAGCAUUGAAUGGAUUAGCAAUGGCCAUACAUUUUUUUUUAUAAUAAUCGAAAGACUGACAACGGGAAUGCUUCUUUCCAAGAUGUCUAUAAAAGAAUUGGUACGAGGAUACCACUGAGAGAAAAGUGUAAUACUAUAAGCAAGUUUCAUCACACACAACUAUUUGUAGUUUCUGCCUGAAAGAAUGUUUGCAUAUACUCCAUUGUUCGAUACCUUAGAUAGUAUUCUAGAACGCACAUUAAAAUAAAAUUAUUAAAUGCAGAGUCUAAAAAUUUUUCUCUCAGUGACACGAAACGUAUCAGAGCACGUACUGUAGAUACAAACCUCAAGCAAAAUCACACGAUAUAAUCCUUUUACUGCCUAAAAGAUUGUCGUUACUUCAUCUAAAGCAGUAAUCGUAAAAUACUCAUGGUAGAUUGUAUGAAGAUUUUAAAUUUGCUAAAGGGACGGAGAAAAUUAUAUUUCUACGUCAUAACAGAGGGACAGUAUUAAAUAUACAGGUACUACUAAAUGUGUAAAUACUCGCAUAUCAAGCCUCUUUUUCUACUGCUGCUGAAGCAGUUUCUAAAAAAUGAAUUUCCAAUCUUUCAAGUUUUUCUACUCUUGUACAGAAGAAAGCGUUACGAGAAUAUCGUAACGAAAGCCAGUCAACCAGCAAAAAUCUCUGUGUUUUGUAUGUAAACUUGCAGAUAAUAAAUUGUAAACAAUUUGUCUGUGCAAUUCGUCGUCACAGAUAAUUCAAUUAACUUUUCAAAAAUUGAUGCACCGAUUGUGAAAGUUUUAAACACUGCCAAUAUGUUUACUAUAUAUGUCUUCGUUCAUUUGUAUAGUUUCUCGUUAUGCUUAAUGCAUACGUACAUGUUCAAGGUAUACAUUAAUGAAAACAGAAAACAAGAGUAAUCAUUAUUUUGUAUCUGUGGAAUUUUUCAUGUUCUCUAUCUUCAAACACAUGUAAGUUAAUAGAAGUUGUUAAAAAAUAUUUGCAAAUGAAAUAACAAGUCACAGAAAUAUAUUUUUGCUUAUUUUCUGGCAUUAUAUUUACUAUACGACGAGGACAAUAUGAUGACGAUGAUGAUGAUUAUGAUGAUGAUGAUGAUGAUGAUGAUGAUAAUGAUGAUGAUAAUGAUGAUGAUAAUGAUAUGAAGGAGCAAGAUUCCUACUCAACUGUACAGAGGACACUAACCGUUGAUGUUUAGAUUAGAAGCGAAACAUUUGUUGCUGAAUUUAACUCAUUCAAGAGUUAUUUUUAUAGGACAAAUUUAUUUGUUUCAAUGCGACACUUCUCUGUACGCAUUGUUGUAUAAGAACAAUUUUGAUGGCCAAUGUAACUAAACAUAAGAAGAGGAUGUCUCAUACUAACUACAAAUGCUGAAACAAUAAUACUGCAUAGUACGCAAUUCAGAACACUUCAUUCAUAUAAAUUUCACUUUCAUGAGUCAACUGAUGAAAUUUCUGCAAAUUACCAGAGUAAUAGUAUAAAUUUUCACAGAAUGUAUGGUCAACAAGAUAUCUAGAUAACGUUUGUUCUUUGUAUUGGCUAUUACCUACAUAUCUUGACAGUGAUCCAGGUGUAAACAAAUAUAAAGUUCAUAGUUUAAUAUUUAUUCUCUUUGUAAUUAUGGAUCAAAUAAUUUGUUCUAUUACUCUGGUUAAAUUGAAAUAAAUUCUGCACAAAUGUCGAAUAAUGUGCUUCAAAGCAAUAAUAUUACUAGGCGUUACAGUAAAAACAGUUUGAGCUGUUGCAUAUAUAUGUAACCGCAUAUACUUUUACUUGUAUUUGAUAUUGGUUGUUGUAUGUGCAUAUUGUCAAUACAUAUGUGAUUUCAAUUAUCAAUAUAGUCAAUAUGCACAUACAUUCUACAAUAAUAAAUUAAAAACAACAGAUACAAUAAUGUAUCAUUUCGUUUUAUGUAAAUACUUAGAUGAUAUUAUACUUGAUAAGUGUAAAUAUUGUAGACCUCUUUGUUAGUGGAAACAAUGUAGGUAAUAAGUGACUUUAAAGUUAAAUGACAUAUAACUUUUGGAUAAUGAUUAACUAUUAAUUAUAUAGCACGAUGUUUUGUAUAUUUGUAUAUCUAAUUUAAUGAUUUAAUAAUAAAUUACUCUCUUUGCUCGAUUGUUCACGUUAUAAAUACUUAUUGUUUAUGAUAUGUACAGUUGAAAUUACAUAACAUGUUUAAAGUUGUUUUCAUAAUAUAUAUAAAUAUAUAUAAACUUAGUUAAAUAUAUGUAAAUAAACAUUUUAUAAUUAUUACAUAUUAUUACUUUAUUGCACUUGGUCGCAUAUCUCCCACAUAUUGAACUUCAUACAAGUACAAUUAAAAAUAUGUAAUGCA